This is a messenger RNA of Lathyrus sativus (Indian pea), 363 nucleotides long. NCBI's taxonomy places the organism in Eukaryota, Viridiplantae, Streptophyta, Magnoliopsida, Fabales, Fabaceae. The record is from the annotation of a GenBank genome assembly.
AUGACUCAAUCUAAAAAACAACAACAACACUAUGAAUCAAAACGAAUGCAAAUCAAAACCCCACCCCUCAUGCACCCUGUCCAACCCCAUUCCAUUAUUUUCAAAUAUUAUAAGUACAUAGUGAUUAUCAAAGGGAAAAAGACAGUACAAAAAGCAAUGGAAAAAAUAAUAAAAAAUAGAGCUCAAAGUCUACCAAGAAUGCUUCAACAAUCAAGUAAUGGCCCUCUGUUCACUCUAUCUCUUUCUCUUUCUUCUUCUUGCAAAUCCUGCUUCUUGACUUCUACUCUCUAUCUUUCUAUUCCUUCAAAUAAAUGGUUUGCACGGGGGGGAAAAGAAGGAGGAGCUUUAGCCCAGCUGACCUAG